AUGCCUGGGGAACAGCCCCGUGGAACACUGCCCCCAACCGUGACGGGAGACCUGCAGCCCUGCCGAGUGGCUGGUGGCACAGGGGGCCCCUCCCAGCCCCCCGGCGAAGGCAGUGCCCCAGCCAGCAGGACCGCCAAGGCCACGGGCAUUGGGGCCCAGGCCAGGGAGCCCCCCGAGACCCAGCUGUGGCAGGCCGGGGAGGGGGAGCCCAAGGCCCCGCUCCUGAGAACCCAGUCCCUCAGCAGCCCCCCUGGGAAAGGCGGCAGCCCCCGGGCCCUGCAAGGGAGGAGCCAGGCGCAGGCUCGCAUGCGGCGGGCGGGCAGGGCUGACAGCAGCCCUCAGCAGCUCUACAGCCUGAGCAUCACGGGCCUGAGGGCCAGACCCGCCCUGGAUGAGACCCCCAAGGACCCACAGCACGAGGCCCCUCGACCCCCAGAGGCAGAGGCCCCGCCUGCCGCAGACAAGCUCAGUUUCCAAAGGUGCUUCCAGGAGACCCCCUCCAGCUUUACCUCCACCAACUAUACCUCACAGAGCGCCACCCCCAGGCCCCCACCCCUCCGGGCCCCCCAGAGCAGCAACAGCAGCCCCUGCAGGCCAGCCUCCUACUCAGAAUUCCAGGCCAGCGGGCCCGACGCCUGGCCUUCCGCUGCUGAGAACAGCUUCCCAGGUGCUAGUUUUGGGGUCCCCUCUACCGAGCCGGAGCCUUUUCCCAAAAGUGGCAGCCCUGGCGGGGUCUCCUUCCAGUUCCCCCUCCCGAGGCUGCACAGGGCCGGCCCAAAACCCUUCCCUGAGGACACGACCGAGUACGCCGAGAGGGCACUGGUGUUUGCCUUCCACCCGCCUCGGGGAGCAUGGCCGGAGGAGGCGGUGGGCACGGGCCUGGCCUACCCCCUGCCCGCCCGGCCUGCACCCCCACCCCCACCCUGCUACCCCCGCCCGCCCGGCAGCCUCGAGGCCCCCAGCGACCUCGCCGGUGCUCUCCCCGCCGCUGGUGCUGCUCACCCGGCCCCCAGCCCCUUCCUGGAGAGCAUGGCCACCUUCCCGGACAGUGUGCCCAAGAGUCUGACCAGAGCCCUCCCCGAGAGACCGCCUUCAGCCCCCGAUGGGCCCCAGAGGCACAUUCCUGGGCAGGCGUAUGGAAGCCCUCGAGCCAGCAGGGUGAGCACCAGCCCAGGGUCUCUGGACACAGAGCUAGCCGCCCCAGGCCCCUCGCCCAGCAGGCUGCCCCAGCUAUGGGACCCUUCCGCAGCCCCUUACCCCACCCCUGCCCUGGGCUCCCCGGCCACCACCAGGAAUGCGUUCUUUGAAGGCCAGCCCAGCCCAGGCCAGCAGCUCGGGCUCCCCCAGAGUCCCCCUCUGCCCUGGCCCCAGGCCCUCCCGGCUGUCAGGCCCGGCCCCCACCGAAUGGAAAUGCUGAGCCGGCUGCCCUUACCCCCAGGGGUCGCAGAGUGGCAGGGGGGCAGCCAGGGAGCCCUGGGUGCUGCCAGCAAGACGCCGGGGCCCGGGGAAAAGCUGGCUGUCCUGAGAAACAGCCCCGGCCAUCACGGCGGCAGCUCCCCUGGGCUAUUCACCUACAACGGGCUGAAGGACCCCGCAGCCCAGCCCCUGUUCUUUGGGGUAGUCCAGCCCCAGGUCUCACCCCAAGGGACCCCUGGCCUGCCCCCACCCAGGGUGGUGGGAGCCUCUCCCAGUGAGUCCCCGCUGCCCUCGCCCGCCACCACCACGGCUGGCAGCAGCACCUGCUCCUCGCUCUCACCGCUGUCCGGCAGCCCCGCCAACCCCAGCUCAGAGGAGAGCCAGCUCCCGGGCCCGCUCAGGCCCUCCACUUUCUACCACCCCCCCACUCAUCCCCAGGAGACCAGCAGCCCCUUCCCUUCCCCUGAGCCCUCGCACACCCUCCCCAUCCACUACCAGCCAGAGCCGGUCAAGACCUUCCCGUUCCCCACAGAGGGGCUGGGGGCCAAGGGCGCCUUCAAAUGCCUGGAGGAGGCCCCGUUCCCCAGCACAGGCCCCGAGGUGGGCAGCAGGGGGCUGGAGGGCUUCCCCCGGGACCCCCCCCCCUACUCUGCCCACCACUUCCCCCUCAGCAGUGCCAGCCUGGACCAGCUGGACGUGCUGCUCACCUGCAGGCAGUGUGACCGGAACUACAGCAGCCUAGCCGCCUUCCUGGAGCACCGGCAGUUCUGCAACCUGCUUCUGACCAGAGCCAAGGAUAGCCACCAGCAGCCCCCAGGGCUCCCUAUGCCCCCCGCCGCCCCCUCCGCGCUGACCACCCCCAGGGCACUGGCCAGUGGGAGCCCAAGCCUGCUCAACCACACCAAGAUGGUCCCCUUCCUGCUUGGUGGGGACGUCCAGGCAGACGGCAAAGACGACCCCCUGAGGACGAGUUUCUUGCCUGGCCUGUCUGCUGGCCCCUUCCCGCUCCCUGCUGCAGACCUGGACCUGGAGGACGAAGCCAAGCUGGACAGCCUCAUCACCGAGGCGCUCAACGGCCUGGAGUACCAGUCAGACACCCCUGAGAUCGACAGCAGCUUCAUUGACGUCUUCACUGACGAAGAACCUUCCGGCCCCAGAGGGCCCAGUGCUGGGCAGCCCCCCAAGAUCAGGGUGGGGGCAGCGCCAGAGAGCAAAGCCCAGCCCCCGCUCCCAGCCAUGGCUUCCCCACUGGACCCCCAGACCACCUGCCCUGGGGACAGGGACUACCCAGCCCAUAAUAGGCCCAAAACCCGCUCCCUGGGCCCAGCACCUGCGGAAGCAGACGGGGCCAGCCGGGCCAGCCAGCAGAGGAGAGGGAAGCGGUUUAAGUUUCGGAAAGAGCUAGACACAGCCAACACCACCAAGAGGCUGGGCAGGGGCGCCAGAGCCACCCACCCAAGACAGAGGAGGAAGGGUGACAGGGCUGAGCCGCUCAUGACCUGCCCCGGGAACCUCAGAACCCAAGCCCCCAACAGCCACACAGAUCCCAAUGGACGGGCCCUCCCGCUGGAGACCAGGAGCUCCAAGCGCCUCCGACUGUCCCCCAGGAAGGAUUCCAGGAGGAGGAAGGCACGGGGCGGCACCUGGAGCAAGGAGCUCAUCCACAAGAUCGUGCAGCAGAAGAACAAGCUGCACAGGCAGCCGGCACAGAGCAGCCACUGCUCCCUGGUGACCGCGAGGCCCCCGCGCGGCCCCACGGACGGCGGGCUCCAGGAAUAUGACUAUGCCUCCGAGUCUGAGGAGGAGGACAGCUCACGGCCCCGGGGCUCCCGCCUCAGAGGCCGGCCCCGCCACGGCGGCUGGCGGUGGCACCGAGGCGAGAAGAGGAAGGAAGUGGACUUGACGCCAGGCCCCAGAGAGGGUGGAGAGCAGCAGAAGCCCAGGAAAGUCGUGAGGCAGGAUGCCACGAAGGGCAGGGGCUCCCAGACCCCCGAAGAGCCGGGCAGGCCUUGCUCAGGCCCCAGCGAGAGCCUCGAGACCCAGGGCCCACCGCAAAGCCCAGAGUCCCAAGCAGGCCCUCAGGAGAGAGGCCCGAAGUGUCUCCAGCAGGUUCCCACGAGCCCCAAGACCCCCGAGGAAAACCAUCCGUCGCUGGACUUCCCUCAAGAGACCAAGAACCCUGAAACUGCUGACAAGCUUCCCCCAGACGCCACAGCACUUCUCAGAGAGGUUUCUCGCUCUUCUCCGGCCACCUGUGCAGGAGGAAGACCCCCAGCCCCAGAGCGACCACAGCCCGGCAGAGAGGACAUCGUGGUACCCCGCAGGAGCUCACCAGCACCAGGUGCGGGCCAUGUGCUGGGUGCCCCCCAGUGCACGGAGCCGCUCAUCUCCCGUGACACAGAGGACCCCCCUGCCUACCUGCCAGGAGAAUUGCUGGUGCCCGUUGCUAACGCCACCAACGCUGCCUUCCCCGAACCCAGCACCCUGUUUUUGAAGACUCCUGAUCUUGGUUGUGACCCUGCUCUUUUUAACAGAGACCCCGUGGGGGUUCCAGUUGCCAAAAAGCGGCCUCAGCCCUACAGCCGCUCCCCCAGCGAAUUGUUCCUUGAAGCCAAAGACCUGGCUAGCUGUUUCCACGAAGACCUGUACUCCAAGCCGUUGGCUCGGCACACUACGCCAGCCAGCAGCAUGCACCUUCACCAGGACACUGCAGAUGCCAGCUCCCUCAAGCCAAACUUGCCCAGGAGACCACCCUACACGGCCAACACAGACCCAGGCGAAGCCAAAUCACCAGUGACCUUGGAGUCCCCGCCCCUCUUCCCAGGGCUGUCUGUGGAUGGCUUUGACCCGCCGAUCUACAGCAGCCUGUCUGGAAGUGGGGACGCUCACUCACCGUCUGCGUGUGCCCACCCUCCCCUAAGGAAACCCCCAUCAGACCCACCAUACCCCUCGUUUCUGCCCGAGAAGGGCUGGUCCCUGCUGGAGGACACGUGCCUGAUGCUGCCCAGCCACGUGGGCCAUUUUCCUGACCUCUCAGCGGAAAAGGCAUUCAGUAAAAAGUGUCCCAGUGCAGGGACAGGGGCGGCCAGCCCUCCCCCUUUGCCCAGCAAGGUCAGCGAUUGUGGCGUUGCUUUUAUGAGCAACCUGUCUGAGGACGAGUUAGAGAUCAAGAGGUUGGUCACCGAGUUAGAAAGUCAACUGAAAAGUGAAGACACGCACACGGCCCCAGGAGAGCUGCGCGGUGCUGAGCACGUGGGUGCGGUGCAUGCAGGUGCGGGGACCCCUCUGCCCGUCCCCCAGGCUGCCCCUCCUCAUGAGGACGCGCUUUCCACAGCCGAAUUCACCGGGCUUGGGGAGUUGAGUCCACACCCAGAAGGGGCAGAGAGAGCCGUGGCCGCCACGGAGGGGACUCUGGGGAGCCCCCAGGAGGAAUGGCCCUCAUUCCACACGAGAGAAGCAGCCCUUCCCCCCGGUUCCCACGAAGACGUGGCUUCAGGAGCUCCCUUCAGCCCUACUGGGGCCAGCCUCAGUUUCCAGCCAGUGCAGAAAGCCAGAGCAUCCGAGACGGGGUCCCCCAAGACGGAAAGGGACUGUGGGGUCCACCCGGAAGUCCCCAGCCCCAGAGAGCCGCACAAGCCCCCAUUGGACGUGGGAAGGUCAGCCAAGUGCAGCCCAAGCUGUGAGCCUUUACUUCCUAAAAAUAACAGGGCCCCCAAAAUCCAUGGAAGCGAAGCCCUCCUGCUGCCCCUCCCUGGCACACAGGGACGAGGGCUCCUGCCCCCAGGAGCCUGCAAGGCACACGGGCCCUGCCGAGACCCCCCCGAGCUGGAAGCGUUCAGCAGCCCUAUUGCCCAUCUGGCACCUGACUUGGCCUUUCAGGGUGCCAGGAUUCUGUCUCUGGGUGCCACCCCACCUUCUGGUGCCAGUCACCACAAUGCCCCCAAGGGACACUCUGUAAGCAGUGCAGGCAGACUGGAAGAAACGGGGCUCCUCCACCCUGUGGCAGGGGGCCCUGGCUUUGAGAGUGACAAGGAGCUUGUACUAGUGGGGGCCGCCCCGAGUCCUGCCUGUGUGCCUGACCCCAGUCCUGGCAGGAGACCCCGGGACCCAGCUGCGAGCCCCCUACAUCAGCUCCAGCUCCUGGUGGCCAGAGCGGCUGAGAGAGAAGAUGAUGCCCGGGGCUCACAGGGGCCCCCGCCUCCCAAUGCCCAGAGCCCUCAGUGCAAUGACCCCUCAGAUCUGGAAGGGGACAGUGUGGAAGGUGGGAACUUGGCCUGCAGCCCUACCCGGGGCUCCCUUGGGGGUGUGCCGAUGACAGCUGUCCCUGCAGUGGCCGGACGUCAGCCGGGGCCAGAGGCAGAUGGACAUCUGGGCGUGCUCGGCCAGGCUGAGAAGCCCAAGGGCCAAGGCCAAGCCAGCCAGCUGCAGCCAGAUAAUGGGGGGAGCCCGGGGGGGCCGGGUGACCCCACCACAGCCAAUGCUAGUCCUGAAGCUGCUCCGGCCAGGCCGGCUGGGGGUGCAGACCAGCUAGGGGGACAACUCCAGGAAAGCAGGGUGGCUUUGGGCCUUCAGGACGAGGCACAGGCCGCCCCAAGCCCCACCUCCUCUGAUGCGGAAUCUUUGGUCCCAGCCUUGGCAGCAGCCCACGCCCAAAGUGGGUCUGAGGACCAGACUCAAGAGGAGGCAGCUGGCCCAGGCCUUGAGAAGCAUUUGCUGCUCGCUGGGGAGAGCCCAGCAUCCCCCAUCAGCGACCUGGCCAGCUGUGACCCCUCACUCGCUUCCGCGGCUACCUCUGUUCCCUGCGGCCUUGAGCACCCAACCCAGGAAGACCCUCCGUCAGCUCCUUCAGGUGAACUGAGGGGGCUGCUCCCAGCGUCUCCAUCCUGCGGGGACCCUACCAGCCCACAGCAUCUACCAGCACCUUCUCCUGUCCAGACACCUCCAAAAAGGGCCGACUGCACCCCAGCCCCCACUCACCCAUCUUUGAGGACAAGCCCCUGUGGCCUCAAGGAAAGCCUAGCUCACUGCCCCCUCCUGGGGGACCGCAGCCCCCUGGAAGACCCUCCCACAGGCCAGCCCAGCUUCAUCAGUGUCCUCGCUCCCCCCUAUGGGGCGGACCGCCCUGUAGGCCGCAUGCCAAGAAUCCUAGAGGGUUCCAGGAAAGAGGAGCCGAGGGCAUCUCCUGCCUAUGCCUCCCCGCCACCCCCAGUGAGGGCCGUCUCCCCGAGAGUGACCAUCAAGGCCACUGACCUGCCUGCCAUUCUUGCCACAGAUGGCAUGGGGGCAGUCAGAGGCCCCAGGGCCGAGUGGCCAGACCACCACAGCAGGGGAGCCCCGCCCCACACCAGCCCCAACAAGAUGUCCAAGGGCCCCUCCUCAGAGCCCCCAGGAAACAGAGAAGGCCACAGCGUCCCCACUGUACCCGCUGACCCUUGCACACAGGAGGCCGCAGCACCAGAUCCCCACGCCUGCCUGGAAGGUGAGGCAAGGGCCAGCCCCCAGGGACAGGAGGUCCUGGAGACACCUGGGGCUGGACGCUCUGGCAUUACAAGAGUGUCCGAAGAUGGCACCAGACGCCCAACGGUCAGCUUUACUUCCACAGAGCUCCGCCUGGGCAGAGCCGUGUCCCUCAGCAGCACGGCCAGCGACUCCAGACCCGGCUCCCCGCAAAGCCUCAGAAAUGUCCUCCACCAGUCACCCCAGGGGGACCCCAUCAGUCUCCAGGACCCCAGACAGAAGCCUCGUGGCUUUAAAAAGAAGCCUGUGUCCACUGAGAACGGCCUCUGGAAGGACCAAGCCCCCAGUGGGCGGCCCGUGACCUGUGAGGUCUGCUUGGCCUCCUUCUGCUCCGGACCGGGCCUGAGCCGCCACAGAGCCAGGAAACACAGGCUGCACAGGGGGGCUGCCUCCCAGCCAAGCCCACCAGCCCCGCCCACCUCCCAGCCUGGGGACCCCGAAGCCCAGACGUGCCACCCCCAGGGGAAGAAAAGCCACCGGACAUCUGGGAAGGAGAAACUGAGGCACUCGCUGAGUGGCCCCAGCCGCACUCUUGGGCCGCCUCCUGUCCAGGGCUCUGCAGCUCCUGAGGGUGCCCAGGGUCCCGAGACGUCCAAGGGCCUUAGACAGCGGCUCUGUGUUCUGGGAACACCAGGCUGUCCCCCAAGCCGGGAACCACACUCCCCAGGCCUGGUCACGCAAGGGGUGGAUGUGGGGGCUGCAGAGCCCAGGAAACGGGACCAGCUGGAGAAGAAGGAGCCCCGUCCCAAACCAGCAGGGAAAGGAGGAGGCCAGAGGCGGGCCAGAGUGCCCACAGACGUCCCCAGCGAGGCAGGGGGGAGGUCAAAUAAGAAAGCGAGGAAGCCCAGAGCGAGAAGGUUCCGGGAGGAGAGCGGUCCUCCAGUCUCUGCUGAUGUGAUUUCAGAUACCAGCAGCUGGAAUCCAUCAACUGUGAUUGCCAGUUACCCAGCCCUCCCGAGCCGCCGCGUCUCACCAGAGGCAGAGCAGGAGACCGAGGUCGCGCAGCCGCCUCCCAUGGCCACAGACCCAAAGGAGAUGCCUCUACAGAAGUCACCCGGGGACUGGGUGGCCCAUCCAAGGAGGACAGAGGGGGCGCCUCCUAGAGAAGGGCCAGGGGCACGGAAGGCAGCCUUGGCGAGGAGGUGCUGGGGUCCCAGAGAAACAAGGACGUCGGGGGUCUGCAAAGAGCCUGCCGGGGACAGCAGAGCUGCUGAGAGCAGGUCAGGGCACGGUGUCUGGGAGGGGCACAGGCCUCCCUCGGGCCCCCCAGGCCCUCUCGAGACUUGUGAUUCUGAAGAAGGCAGCACCAUCAGCAGUCACCUCCAGGGCCCCCUGCACGACCCAGAAGAUGGGGUCCAGGAGCAUGAGGGUGCCGCUCCCAAAGCCCCCAGCCCGGGUCUCGGGGACCCUCUGAGUGUAUUUGAUGAUGAGGCCUCCUUUUCCCAGCUCUUCCCUCUGGGUGACCGCUGGACCAGGAAGAAGAACCCCCGUGUCUACGGGAAGCGCGGGAAAAAGCUGAAGCCCCCGCUGCCACCCCUGGAGCCCGGCCACGAGGUGGGGGGCAGCACAGCCCCGUCCUCCCACCUGCCCACAGACCUCAGCGACUCAGGCUCGCUCUGCCUGUCUCACGAGGACCCCUGGGGCGACGAGGCCACAGCUCUGCCCGAGUCCUUCCUCCUGGAGGGCUUCCUCAGCAGCAAGGUGCCUGGCAUUGACCCCUGGGCCCCUCACCCAUGGGCCCUGGAGCCCGGCCCGGAGGCAGGCUGUGCCGAGGACCGCCAGGCAGAGAGCAUCCCCAAGCUGCACAUGGUCCCGGCGGCCUGGCGAGGGCUGGAUCCACGGGCCCCCACCGGAGAGACGGCCUCUCCUCUUGGAAGCGUGAGCCCCGAGCCCCCCAACCUGGAGCAAGAACGCUAUGACAGCGGGCUCCCCGGGAACACCGUGGGUCUCGAGACGCUCAGCGCCAAGCUUGAGAUGCAAGACCUGUGCUUCCUGGGACCCUGCGAAGACGCUGCAGGUCUCCCGGACACCAGCUUCCUAGACUUCAAGGCCACAGCGAACUCCCAGGAGCCACCAGGCAAAAGGACAGAGGAGGCGGCCAGGGCCAGAAGGGCCCCAGGCAGAGACAGGCAAGCCAAGGCCAGGAGGGCGCCCUACAAGUGCAGGGUGUGCUUCCAGCGCUUCCACGGCCUGGGCGAGCUGGACCUCCACAAGCUGGCCCACAGCCCCUCGCCGCCCCCCACCUGCUACAUGUGCGUGGAGCGCAGGUUCGGCUCCCGCGAGCUGUUGCGGGAGCACCUGCAGGAGAAGCACCCGCAGAGCAAGGCGGGGCUGUGGGUCUGCGGCAUGUGCCUGAGGGAGCUGGCGGAUGUCUGGAUGUACAAUGAGCACCUGCGGGAGCACGCCGCGCGGUUCGCCCGCGAGGGGCAAGCGCGGAGGUCCCUGGGGGCCUUGCCUGGAUGCUGGGAGGGGGACAGCUCUGUCACACACUUCCUGAGCAGCAUCAUGGGGCAGGCGUCCAAACCCCACAGGGGCACGCGCUCGAUUGGCAAGACAAACGGGGCCCCCAUGGAGGCGUCGGGGCAUGAGCCUGGAGCCGAGAAAGAGUUCCCGACGGAGAGGGCCAAACCCAAGGCCCGGGCCAACAACUCAAACCAAGAUGGCGCCUUGGCCAACGGCAACGUGAUAGUCUGCGCGAACCCCGCUCCACCCAGCAGCUGCGCCAAGACGUCCACCAGCCCAUCCCCCGACCCCUGCUCCAAUAGAGAGCCCCUCCUCCAGGCUGUCCCGGUGCACCAGGACUGCAAGGACCCCUCCCGCGACUGCCACCACUGCGGGAAGCGGUUCCCCAAGCCCUUCAAGCUGCAGCGCCACCUGGCGGUGCACAGCCCGCAGCGCGUCUACCUGUGCCCCCAGUGCCCGCGGGUCUACCCAGAGCACCGCGAGCUGCGCGCGCACCUGGGUGGUGAGCACGGGGUGCGGGAGGAGCUGGAGCUGCCGCACACGCCGCUGUACGCCUGCGAGCUCUGCGCCAACGUCACGCACAUCAGCAAGCGGUCCUUCGUCUGCAGCUCCUGCAACUACACCUUCGCCAAGAAGGAGCAGUUCGACCGACACAUGGACAAACACCUGAGGAGGGGGCAGCAGCCCUUCACGUUCCGCGGCGUGCGGAGGCCGGGCGCCCCCGGGCGGCAGGCUCCAGACCGCGAGGGGACGCUGCCCAGCAAACGGCGCAGGGUGGCCGUGCCCAGCAGCACCCCCGGGCCCGGUGUGGACGGGCCUCUGUCCCAGAGCAGCAGCCCCGCCCUGAGCGAGGGGUCCCUCCCAGCCCUGCUCGGGCCCUGCCCGGAUGCAGCUCCUGGCACCACCGAGGGGCAGCCCGGGAGCCCAGAGAGGCCUGGAGACCCUGUGGGCCACCCAGUUGGGGGAGGCAGUCUGCCCUCUGACCUCCAAGAGCUCCUGCCCCCGUCUCUGUCUCCUUUCCCGGCAGCCUCGGCUGAUGGCAAAGAUGGCCGCAAGCCGGACGGAGCCACGGAGAGCUCCGAAGACGAGGUGUCCCCAGGCAGCCCUGGGCCUCUUCUCCAGCAGCCUCUCCCACUGAGGGAGUCUCUGCCCCGACCGGGGGCCAGAGACGAAGACGUAGAGGAAAAGAGGGCUGCUGACCCCUUCUCAGGGAAACGCAGGACCUGGAGUGCCCCUGGCCACUGUGCCCCUGACCAUUGCCCAGCAGCCCCCUGCCUGCUCCGGAAGGAGAAGCGGGUGUCCACAUGCCACAUGACGCCUGACGGGGGCACAGGGAGCCCCUCGCACAAGGGCAGUGCCACCAAGCCUAGGGGCUGCGAGAGUUCAUCACAGGACAGGUCAGCCUUGUCCACCCCCAGCAGAGCGCCCAAGUUUCCGGUGCAACCGAAGAAGGCUGUGGCCAGCCCGAUAACCGGAGAGCCAGCCUGUGGCACUGAGGACAGGCCAAAGCCCCCCACUCUCAACGCCAGGCCAGGCCCCAGUUACCAGGGCAUUGAAGGCCUGCGGCACGGCACCAAGACAGCGGGGGGCAGCCAGCCCCAGCCGGCCAGUGGGCAGCUCCAAAGUGAGACGGCCACUACCCCAGCCAAGCCCGACUGCCCGGGCCAGAGCCCUGCCCCAGACAAGCCCCUCCCUCGAGCUCCAGCUAGGGGCUUCCCCAAGGGACUGAGGGAAGCUGGUGACCGGGGACCCCAAAGGAGCCUGGGCCCCAGGGAGGACAGGGAGGUUGGUGAGAAGAAGAGAAAAGGCCGGGUCCCGGGGCCAAGCAGGAGUGAAGGUGGGGGGGGCUUGGGGAGAGCCCCCUCGGUCCCUGACAGGCCCCCCCGGGCCCCCCGAAAGCAAGCAACUCCCAGCCGCGUGCUCCCCGCCAAGCCCAGGCCCAGCAGCCAGAACAGCAGGACGCCCCCCCAGCUCUGGGAGCCCAGGAAGGCAGAGCCCGGCCAUGCCCACGGGGACGUCAGACACAGCAAGGAGGGGCUGGGCAAGGCUUUCCCCCCGGCGAGACCCCUGCACAGGCCCCCCAAGCGGGGCAGAGCUGUCCACGGUGCUGAACCUGCCACCUCCCGCUCCUGUCGGACGGCAGAAUCCCAGAAUGACCUCCUCAGCCAGCUCUUCGGGCAGAGACUAACCAGCUUCAAGAUCCCUUUUAAAAAGGACCCUUCUGAGUGAUUUAUAGGAGCAAGUGAGUGCGUGGGAGCAGGUCUGGGGCACGAACCCAGUGAAUGGGGAACUCCUGUCUACACUGCCAAACCAGUUCUCUGCUCUGAGAUGGUUCGCUUAGUGGCCACGUCUUAAUCCACCUGACUUACCAUACCAAUGCUCAGACUUUGGUGUUAGAGCUGAGACUGUGCUGCUUUGAGCAAGGCCUGGGGUGGACAGCAACCCCUUUCUAGCUGGAAGGUGAGGGUGAGAGAUGGGCCAGCUGCAGCCUCUUUGAGACCACACAGCUGUUUCCUCGGUACUAGCUCACCGGCCCCCCCUCCCGCCCCAUGUGCCCCCUUGUGGAGGCACAGUAGCCACAGAACGCCCCGUUUGAAGGUUUGCACAGGGUUCCCCUGCAUGUCAUCUAGCAGAGAAGUAAGUGGAGGCAGCAGCCAGUCAGAUGGUGGCAGGCUCCCUCUUAAUCUUGUUGCUGCUGUUCCUGGAAUUCCAAAGUGACCUUAGAAAUCAAACAAGGGGACAGGGCUCUCCACCGUUCGUGAGCCACACAGCCCUCCAGAACACAACAGGCCUUCUCUGACCACAAGGUCGUGCCAUUCACUGUCCAUGCU
Messenger RNA from Diceros bicornis minor, 12227 nucleotides. RefSeq names its product zinc finger protein 469 (gene ZNF469). Lineage: Eukaryota; Metazoa; Chordata; Mammalia; Perissodactyla; Rhinocerotidae. The transcript has a single exon. The record is from RefSeq and is a predicted model, not a curated record. Bases 1 to 11625 code for a protein of 3874 amino acids.